AUGAUGGCUGCCGAUCCUAGGCCGACGCUCACCCCCCAGCAAGCAACCGAAGUGACGCAGCAGCUUUAUGGAGUGACUGUGAGGGAGAUCAGCACCCUGCCUAGUUACAUGGACCAGAACUACCUCGUAGAGGAUGAGGAAGGCUCCAAGUACGUCCUGAAGAUCAUGAACUCAAAAGGGAGUGAGGAGACGACCCUGCUGGAGUUGCAGACACUCGCCAUGUCCUUCCUUCACCAGCAUGGAUUUCCUACGCAGACGCCGGUGUCCACCACCACAGGGCAGCUGAUGAGUAUGGAGGAAAUAGACUGUGGACAAGGUGCUCAAACCUACUGUGUGAGGUUGUUGACCUACCUCCCAGGGGAGAUGGUCUCAAAGUCUCCAGUCACAAAGCACGAUCUUUACAAUCUGGGCAAGUUGGCUGCAACCCUGAAUAAGACGUUGCUUCAGCUUUCCUCUCCAAACCUGGAGAUGUUACAAAAGGACGAUGAACAGUGGCAUAUGGAAAACGUUCCUCUUGUGGAGGGCUACCUGUCAGUGAUGGAUGGAGAUCCUCUGCAGAGUGUGAUCCGAGCAGUCAUCCAACAGUUUCAAUCACAUGUGCAGCCCAAAAUCAGCAAUUUCCAUAAAGGGAUAAUACACGGGGACCUGAGUGACCAGAACGUUAUUGUCACACCACUAACCAAUGGGCACCAUGAGGUUUCAGGCAUCCUGGACUUUUCAAUGCUCAUGGCCGGAUGCCACGUGUAUGAUCUGGCAAUAAUGAUCAUGUACACGAUGCUGGAGAACCCGAGUCCCUUGGACGUAGGUGGCGCACUGUUAGCCGGCUGGGAGAGCGUCAUGCUGCUCAACAGUGAUGAGAGGGACUGCCUCUACCUGAUGGUGCUCGGUCGGCUGUGCCAGUCUCUGGUUUAUGGAAGGCACAGUGUCAAGAAAUACCCCGACAACAAGGAAUACCUAUUGACCACAGCCAAACCUGGGACUCAGAUAUUAUACAAACUCUGGGAGCUGGGCAAGAAAGAAGUGGAGAAGAAGUGGUUCACAGACGCCAGCACAUUCAAACAAGAAAUAAAUACACGGAUGCUGGAAUCGGUCGUCUAUCGCAAACCGUUCCCCAUCCGACCUACAAAGCUCACCGACGAGAGAGCAGAGAGGCAAAGCGUCAGCGGGAAUUCAUUAAAGGCCUUCGCACAUCACAUCACGUGGCGCUUUUCAGCGGACGCCUCCACAUCUGCGGAAGCAGGCGUCAUGGUGGCCUAUCUGCAGCGAACAGACCUCUACAGUCGGCCUGUGGCGGGGGUGUGGACAGACAUGGCACCUUCUCAACACAUGGUGUGUUCCCCUGGCAGCAGGGCGCUGCACUGGGCCAGUUCUGGCCACUUGGCAGCCGUCCUGGCCAUUCCUCAGGACACUUAUUUUGAGCUAACAAGCUGUCCAUUUAGCUCUGAAGGGAUCGAGACUCUGCAUCUUCUCUCCGACAUAGAGACGGAUGUGGACUGGGAGGCCGAAUAUACACAGGGCGUCAGUGGAGGUCUCGUACCAAGUGGCCCCAGGCGGUUUGCCAGCCCCAUGGUGCCCCCCAUCCAGCAGGACUGUCCUGUGCAGGAAGAGGAAACCCCCUGA
Messenger RNA from Limanda limanda (common dab), 1620 nucleotides. RefSeq names its product hydroxylysine kinase-like. Lineage: Eukaryota; Metazoa; Chordata; Actinopteri; Pleuronectiformes; Pleuronectidae. Gene Ontology annotation, molecular function: amino acid kinase activity. The coding region runs from base 1 to 1620 and encodes 539 amino acids. The transcript is spliced from 10 exons. The record is from RefSeq and is a predicted model, not a curated record.